AUGGAAAUUUUUAGAAAAAUUAAAAGAACUUCAGAAGGUAAAAAAUUAUUCGCGAUCGAAAAAAUAAGUUUUAGAAUAUUUUUCGCUGGAUUUGAUUUCCGGCUGUUUAAUAAGAGGAAUCGGCCUAGCGGCUUUUUCUACUGCGAGUUUGGGAAGAUAAGAGAGCAAAGAAAAGUUUUUAUUCCGAAUCCGGAUGAUUGGUAUAAAUACAGCUAUCCAAAAUCGAGCGAAGAGUCGGUGAGUGAUGAACUUUUAAUCCUCAUCACAGCAGUUUUGCCUCUCAUCAUCUACGGCUUCUGUUUGUCCUUUCUGAACUCAUCAAGCAAGGGCUUCUCGUUAAAAAUGCAAUUCAAGUUCAUUUUCAACCAGAUCAUCGUUUAUUUCCUGACAGGAAUCGUCACCAACCUUCUCAAACAAUCAAUCCAGAGACUACGCCCAGACUUUAUUGCCACGUGCUUUGAACUUGAUGAGGUUCAAUUGAGAAAAGUCGUUGCAGAAGGCUUCAACAGUAGCUUCCCAGGAGCGACUCCAUCCUGCUCAGCUUCAGAAUCGGAUCUUUGGAAAUCGAUGCUGAGCUUUCCAUCGGGUCAUUCUUCACUGGCCUUUGCGAAUUUCGUCUAUCUUGCUUUGAGAGUCGUAAAGAUCCCCGAAAAGCGACAAUUAAAAUCUGGUUCAAUCGUUGAGGCAUUUCUGCUGACUUUCCCGCUGCUGAUUGUCCUCCCUGCAAUUCACAUUUCCCUCUCCAGAGUCAUUGAAAAUCGUCAUCAUCCUGAGGACAUCCUGGCUGGUGCAAUCGUUGGCUCACUUAUUGCAAUUACAGUCAGUCAAACAGAAGAUCUUUUCGCGAAGAAAAACAGCGACGAGGCGAAAUACGAGCCAGCUCAUGAAAUUUCUAGUGACAAUCUCAUUCCUUCAGCGUGA
Oikopleura dioica is the source of this 921-nucleotide messenger RNA. The record is from the annotation of a GenBank genome assembly. NCBI's taxonomy places the organism in Eukaryota, Metazoa, Chordata, Appendicularia, Copelata, Oikopleuridae.